AUGCGCCGCGCCGGCCUUCUGACGAGCUGCUGCUCGCGCGGCAUCGCAAGCUCCAUUGGCAGCUCUUCAUCCGCCGUCUCAACACCUCUGCGCUCGGCCAUUCUCGCCCAGAUCCGAUACAAGUCCACCUCCUCAUCCAACCAUGCGAAUGCCGCGCAAAAAGAGAUCAACGCCGGCACCUUCCGCACCGGCGAAGAUUUGGCCCAACAACGUGCUUCGUCCACCGUCCCGCCAUCCGAGCAGGUCCCUUCCAACCCAGCCAACACCACACCUCCGCUAGACUGGAACACCUUUUUCAAAUUGCGCAUGCGCCGCCGCCGCGUCCAGCUUGCCUUCAGCGCGACCACGGGUCUCAUUGGGUUCGCAACUGGCGCGACACUGCUCCCUACCGCCAUGGGCGAGCCAUUGGUCGCCAUGAUCCCACUCGACCCCAUCUUCAGUCUCGGAAUAUUGACCCUCGCUUCUGCGGGCGUGGGCUGGCUGGUCGGACCUAGCAUCGGCGGGCAGGUGUUCAAUCUGCUCAACCGUCGGGUCGUCGGGCAGAUCAAGAAGAAGGAGGUGGAGUUCUUUUCGCGGAUCAAGAAGAACCGUGUCGACCCUACCAACUCGAGUGCAGCGAACCCUGUGCCUGACUAUUACGGCGAGAAGAUCCAGAGUGUCCAUGGAUACAGGCAAUGGCUGAAGGAUCAGCGCGCCUUCAACCGCAAGAAGUCUGCCAACUUGAUAUGA
Messenger RNA from Emericellopsis cladophorae, 729 nucleotides. RefSeq names its product Presequence translocated-associated motor subunit-like protein. Gene Ontology annotation, cellular component: PAM complex, Tim23 associated import motor. The record is from RefSeq and is a predicted model, not a curated record. Bases 1 to 729 code for a protein of 242 amino acids. The transcript is spliced from 2 exons. NCBI's taxonomy places the organism in Eukaryota, Fungi, Ascomycota, Sordariomycetes, Hypocreales, Bionectriaceae. Gene Ontology annotation, biological process: protein import into mitochondrial matrix.